AUGGCUAUGAAUCAAGCACAGUGCAAGGGCGGCUUGCCGUGUCACAAGACGGUCUCCAUCAAGAACGAUGCCACCGGGAAAACUGUGAAAGCACAGGUGACCGACAAAUGUCCUGGCGGUGCCUUCAGCUCUCUCGAUCUUUUGCCUUCAGCCUACCAGGCCAUUGGCAACAUGGACCAGGGCGUCUUACCGAUCUCAUGGCAGUUCGAGUAA
This is a messenger RNA of Puccinia triticina, 213 nucleotides long. RefSeq lists its product as uncharacterized. The transcript has 4 exons. NCBI's taxonomy places the organism in Eukaryota, Fungi, Basidiomycota, Pucciniomycetes, Pucciniales, Pucciniaceae. The record is from RefSeq and is a predicted model, not a curated record. The coding region runs from base 1 to 213 and encodes 70 amino acids.